Molecule: messenger RNA, 1273 nt
Organism: Dimorphilus gyrociliatus
Lineage: Eukaryota; Metazoa; Annelida; Polychaeta; Dinophilidae
Source: the annotation of a GenBank genome assembly
UAUGAUUAGCGUUGUUCAUUUUUCUAUUGGCUUUGGUAUUUUAUUAUCAUUUGGAGAAUUUAUUCCAGUUCUUAAAGGUUCGAUAACGAACAAUGAAACUUCUUUAGGUUUAAUCAGUUCAUUAUCUUUAUUCUUUGCUUUUUCUAUGGCUCCGUUUUCGACAUUUUUAACUGACAGACUACGAACUAGGAAAUCAUUGUUGGUUACCAUAAGUUUUGCAUCAGUCACUUUAGCAUUUACUGGAGCAGUAAGUAACCUUUGGUGGGUGAUGAUCUUCUUUGGCGUUCUUUUUGGCUCAUCAAUGGCUAUUUUAACAAAUCCUCAUUUUUUUCUCUGCAAUGAUUACUUUCCCUUUCAUCACAAAAGACAUGUCGUGGCUACAAGUCUUAUGACCUGUGGAUUUCCUCUUGGAUCGUUGAUAUUCAACCCUAUAACUUAUUACUUCAUAGCAAACUACGGAUGGAAUACUGCAUUUGCUGCCAAUGCUAUAAUAGCAAUUGUUGUUAUUGCACCUACAAGCCUACUUAUGGUAGAAGUUUCAGACGUACAAAAUAAUGAAGAUUCAGAUGAAGAAGAGAAAAAAAGUAUUAUUGAACAUGAAGAAGAUGCGAAAACAUCUGGUAUGAAACUUAAAGUAUCCACAAGACUGAUAGUUGGUUCAAUAUGGUUAAUGGCAAAUCUUCUUAAAAGUGUAGCAUAUUCAGCGCCGUUUAUGUUCUUAGUUCACUAUAUGACUAAAAAUGGCAUACCCCAAGGUAAAGCAAGUCUUGGUAUGACACUUAUGUCUACUUGUGAAUUUUUUUCGAGGUUGGCUUCAUCGUACUUUGGUGAUAAACUAAAAGGAAAAUUUAUACUUGCAUAUGUCAUAUUCUCUUUCAUAUUGAGUGUUGUUAAUUUCCUGGGUUCAUUUACACAUAAUUUCCCAACGAUUAUAAUUUACGCCAUUUCGCUAGGUAUAUUUGAUGGUCCAAUUAUUGCUGUCCUAUUAUCGUCAUGCAUCGAACUACAUGAUGGAUAUCAUCUAAAUGAAACGUUCUCAAUAUUUCGUCUAGGUAUGGGAGUUGGAUAUUUAAUUGGGCCUACUUUAUCAGGAUUUUUAUACGAUUAUUACGGAAGUUUCAAGCCUAUUUUUUAUACAACGUCAUUGGCAUACUUUCUUUCAAGCUGUUGUUACGCUCUUUGUCUGCUUUUAAGAAAAUAUAAAAAGUCUUGGUGGAUUCCUGAAAAAGUGGAAAAUAUUGAAAUGAAUAAUCCGUCUACAUCGCAGCAAUAA